Molecule: messenger RNA, 1725 nt
Organism: Tinamus guttatus (white-throated tinamou)
Lineage: Eukaryota; Metazoa; Chordata; Aves; Tinamiformes; Tinamidae
Product: alpha-fetoprotein
Biological process (GO): transport
Cellular component (GO): blood microparticle; cytoplasm
Molecular function (GO): small molecule binding
Source: RefSeq, a predicted model, not a curated record
CAGGAGAACAAUUUUAAAGCCAUCGCCAUGAUCAUGUUUGCUCAGUACGUGCAAGAAGGCACUUUUGGCAAAGCAGUGAAAAUGACGGAGGAUGUCACAGAGCUUGCCCGAAGGUGCGCUGCUGGAGGCCAAGGCAGCCCGCAUUGCCUCAAGCCCUUGGAGAGUAUCUUCCUUGAUACAAUAUGCCAGGAGGAAAAUCUUCCCAGGUUUACUGACUGCUGUGCUAAAAAAGGCUCUGAAAGGAAUGACUGCUUCCUCUCCCAUAAAAACUCAACAAGAGGAUUCAUUUCUCCUUUUGAAAGGCCAAACGCUGAAGCUGCCUGCAAAAAUUAUUCACAGCAUCAACAUUCAUUAACAGGAUACUUUAUCUACGAGAUUUCCCGGCGCCAUCCUUUCCUCUACGCCCCCACAAUCCUUUCUGCAGCCGUGCAGUACGAUGAGAUGAUGAGAAACUGCUGCACAGGUGCCGAUGACCCCACGCACAGCCUGGACGAAUGCUUUCACAGACAGGUACCAAAGGUGAUGAAGCCAAUAAAAGAAGAGGGCCUGAAGCAGGAACACACAUGUGGAAUCUUAAAGAAGUUUGGAGAAAGGACUAUAAAGGCGCUGAAGCUUGCUCAGAUAAGCCAAAAAUUCCCUCAGGCUGAUUUUGUUACCAUUAGCAAGCUUGUACUGGAUAUCACCAACAUACACAAGGACUGCUGUCGUGGAGACAUGCUGGAGUGUAUGCAUCAUAAGGAAGAGAUUCUAAUCUACAUCUGCACCAACCAAGACAGCAUAUCAAGCAAAAUUAAAAUCUGCUGUGCAAAGCCAAUGUUUGAAAGAAUUGAAUGUAUAAUUAAUGCAGAAAAUGAUGACAAACCUGCAGAUUUGUCUCCCCACAUCAGAGAGUUUAUAGAAGACAAAGGAGUAUGUGAACGCUUUGCUCAGGAAAAAGAUAAUCACUUGGCCAGGUUUCUCUAUGAAUAUUCCAGAAGACACCCUGAGUUUUCUGCUCAGAUGCUUUUAAGAAUUGGUAAAGGAUACGAGGACUUACUGGACAAGUGCUGCAAAACCAGUUCUCCAGAUGACUGCUGCAGGAGAGGGGAAGAAGAAUUGAGGAAGCACAUUCAUGAGACGGAAAGUGUGAUGAAGACAAGUUGUGACAUCUACAAGGAGAAAGGAGAUUACUAUUUCCAAAACGAGCUUCUCAUGAGCUUCACCAAGAAGAUGCCCCAGCUAACAUCCACGGAGCUGAUAAAAUUCACCAAGCAGAUGACUACAAUUGGCGCCAAAUGCUGCCAGUUAAGCCAGGACAAGCUACUGCCUUGUGCUGAGGAAAAUCUGGAUCUUGUUCUUGGAGAAAUAUGCAGAAGGCACCUAAGCAACCCUAUAAACCCCAGUGUUUGUCACUGCUGUAGUAGCUCCUACGCUCUCAGGCGGCCAUGCAUGGGGAAGCUAGAAAUGGAUGAGAACUACGUGCCCUUACCACUGACACCUGGGCUGUUCACUUUCCACGAAGACUUGUGUACAACUGAAGAGGAAAAGUUACAGCACAAAAAGCAGGAGAUGCUCAUCAACCUCAUCAAAUACAAGCCCUCCAUCACGGCCGAGCAGCUCGCCUCCGUCACGGCGGCGUUCGCUGCCAUGCGGGAGCAGUGCUGCCGAGCGGAGCGCCGCGAGUCCUGCUUCCUCACCGAGGGUCCAGAACUUAUAAAAAGAAGUGAAAAAAUGCUGUCAGUGUGA